This is a messenger RNA of Prunus armeniaca (apricot), 354 nucleotides long. Lineage: Eukaryota; Viridiplantae; Streptophyta; Magnoliopsida; Rosales; Rosaceae. The record is from the annotation of a GenBank genome assembly.
AUGCCAAUUGCAAGGAAGGAGAAACAGUUGGUUGGACAUCAGGCAAUUCAUGAGAAUCCUGGAGAAACAGCAUUCCUGGAACAAAGACUACUUUCUCACUGUGACAACCACUGCAAGCCCAACUUGUCUUUGCUGAACCGUUGUAAUAUUCCACAUUACCCUAGCUCACAGCUUAUCCUUCUUAAUUACAUCAUCCCUAACUCACAGGUCCAAAUAUUGGAGAGCGCAACAAUGAAAAUGGCUAUCUCCCUCGUACUCCCGGUUGAGACUUCCCCGACUUUGAGUGUUGAUGCGAGUUAUGCGGUUCAGAUCAGGGUUCACGCCUUCUCCCCAUCAGAAAUCUUACCUAUCUGA